AUGGUAGAUCUUUCGGAGUACCCGCUGCAUCGCGCAGCGCAACAGGACGACGAGGAAUGGUGCCGAGCUCUCCUGGCAGUCAUAGAUGUUGAGACAGUCGAUGCCAGAGGCUGGACCCCGCUUCACGUAGCUGCAGCUUCCGACAAUGGCAACGUCGCAAUGACGAGGAAACUGUUGCAGAAUAAAGCUGACCCUAAUCUCUACAUCCGAGGGGUGGACCCGCCGCUAUACCAUGCUAUCGCUGUAGGCAGCUUGGAGACAGUGCAACUCUUGCUGGACAGUGGUGCAUCUGUUGAUAUCAAGUUCAACAACGGUUGGACGCCGAUGAUGCUUGCAGCAAAAGAAGGCAACCAUGAGAUUGGAAAAGCUCUACAAGCAAAGGGAGCCAACUUGGUUGGGAAAGGUGCCAAUGAUCUCACUCCGCUUCACAUUGCUGCUAUGAAUGGUAGCCGUGUCUUCUACAAGUGGUUGACGCAGGCAGGUGCAGAUACCAGUGCACGGGACGAUCAACAAAGAACGGCGAUGGAAGUUGUUGAAGGAUUUGAAGUUCUUCCGCAACUGUGA
Macroventuria anomochaeta is the source of this 564-nucleotide messenger RNA. Its product is annotated as ankyrin. The record is from RefSeq and is a predicted model, not a curated record. The transcript is spliced from 2 exons. The coding region runs from base 1 to 564 and encodes 187 amino acids. Gene Ontology annotation, molecular function: protein binding. NCBI's taxonomy places the organism in Eukaryota, Fungi, Ascomycota, Dothideomycetes, Pleosporales, Didymellaceae.